Molecule: messenger RNA, 6057 nt
Organism: Hypanus sabinus (Atlantic stingray)
Lineage: Eukaryota; Metazoa; Chordata; Chondrichthyes; Myliobatiformes; Dasyatidae
Product: zinc finger protein 239-like
Exons: 2
Coding region: 1295-2257 (320 amino acids)
Source: RefSeq, a predicted model, not a curated record
GAGACGGGGGGGAAGACUGCUCGGAGAUGGUGUUAUGGUUUCUCUGCAAGCUUGUUGACACUUUUACAAGGACACUGUCAGCUUCUGUGUUCUUACAGAGAGAGAAGGGAGGAACUGUUUGAUGGACAGCUGGGGCUCAGCACGGUGAGAUAAGGAGGAGGUCCGCUGAUAGACCUCCAGACACAUGUUUUUGGACACUGAAUGAGCUUUGUUGUGUCCACAGAAAAAGGUGGGCUUUGGAGGAUCGAUCAGGAGCAUCGAUCAGUGGCUCUCGCAGUGUGAAAAGGCUGUGACCUUUGGGGAGUUAUUCGUGUGUCCAUCCCUCGCCUGGGUUAAUAACUCCACCACAGAAGAACGGUCCCGUUUGUAGUGGUCACAGUCGGUGACUUCCAAAGGAUUUCGGAGGACGAAGGGACUAUCGACGGCGUCAGCUUACCUGAAGACUCAAAACUCUCCCUCUCUCUCUCUCUCCAUCACUACCCGACUCAAUCCCACGAACUGAACCGAACUUCACUCAUCACCGUAAGACGGUAUCCAUUCACCCCGAGGCGUGAAGAAGCUUGGCUUUCCUAUUUACACACACACACACACACACACACACACACACACACACACACACACACACACACACACACACACACAAUCAUUGCUAACCUGUUUGAUAUAUCUGCAUUUAUAUUGCUGUAUAGCGUAGUUACUAAGAAAGGGAAUGUAGAGAGAAGGCAAUUACGAAGAAUUCCACACACAUUCCACGCUGGGUAAACGAAAUCACAGUCGCCGAAGAUCUUAUCCGUCGAUUAGUUCCGAAAUCCACUUAGAAAUAUCACCAGGUGACAGUGACAGGAAUAUCGUUUCCAAGUGGUUACCACAGAACACCCCGAUUCCAGGUUAAAAACAAGAAGGAAUUUGUCUCCAGGAAGCAAAAACAUGACACGCCAGUUUUGUUGUCUCUGUCUAUAUAUUUAAGAAGUGGAGCAAGGGAUUCAACCAACCAUCCUUCCUGUUCAGACUGUGGGGAGGGAUUCACUCGGUUAACUGACCAACUGGCACACCCGUCAUUUUACACAGGAGAAAGGCCGUUCACCUUCUCAGACAGUGGGAAUGGAUUCACUCGGUCAUCUCAACUGAAGGUACAUUAACAAGUUCACACUGGGCAAGGCCAUUCACCUGUUCUGUGGGUGACAAAGGAUUCACUCAGUAUUCCCACCUGUGGACACACCAGUCAGUUCACACCAGGCAGAGGCUGGUCAUCUGCUGAAUUUCUGGGAAAAGAUUCACUCAGUCAUCUGACUUAAUGGCUCACCAGCGAGAUCACACCAGGGAGCGGCCAUUCACCUGCUCAUUCUGUGGGAAGAGAUUCAUUAAAUCAUCCCACCUGCUGAGUCAUCAGCGAGUUCACACUGGGGAGAAGCCGUUCGCCUGCUCAGAAUGUGGGAAGAGAUUCACUGAGUUAUCCAACCUACAGAAUCAUCAGCGAGUCCACACUGGGGAGAAGCCAUUCACCUGCUCAGAAUGUGGGAAGGGAUUCAGUCAGUCAUCCCACCUGCAGAGACACCAGCGAGUUCACACUAGGGAGAAGCCGUUCACCUGCUCAGAAUGUGGGAAGAGCUUCACUCACUUAUGCAACCUACAGAAUCAUCGGCCAGUUCACACUGGGGAGAGGCCAUUCCCCUGCUCAGAAUGUGGGAAGGGAUUUACUCAGUCAUCCAGCCUACUGAGUCAUCAGCGAGUUCACACAGGGGAGAGGCCCUUCACCUGCUCAGAAUGUGGGAAGGGAUUCACUCAGUCAUCCCAUCUGAAGGUUCAUCAGCGAGUUCACACUGGAAAGAAGCCGUUCACCUGCUCAGUCUGUGGAAAGGGAUUCACUGAUUCAUCCACCCGGCAGAAACAUCAGCGAGUUCACACUGGGGAGAAGUCGUUCACCUGCUCAGAAUGUGGGAAGGGAUUCACGGAUUCAUCCUGCCUACUGGUACAUCAUCGAGUUCACACUGGGGAGAAGCCGUUCACCUGCUCAGAAUGUGGGAAGGGAUUCACUCAGUCAUCCCACCUGCAGAGACAUCAGCGAGUUCACACUGGGGAGAAGCCCUUCACCUGCUCAGAAUGUGGGAAGAGAUUCACUCAAUCUUCCACCCUACAGGCACACCAGCGAAUUCACACUGGGGAGAAGCCGUUCACUUGCUCAGUCUGUGGGAAGGGAUUCACUCAGUCGUCCCAACUACUGGCUCACCAGUCAGUUCACAAUGGGGAGUGGCCAUAGUUAUGAAUCCCUGGGUUUCGUUUGCUGUGGACUGUCAUUUUAAGAGAGAUCAAGAGAUUAAGAAGGUGGAUCAGUCUGACUUGCAGCUUGUUUACAUCACUCGCAGCUUGUUUACAUCACUCGCAGCUUGUUUAGUUUUAACCGAGGACACAGACACUCAGAGUCAGACGGAGACGAACUAGGGAAAAUUGAAGGAUCGAAACAAGGGAACUAGUGGCCAAGGGUCACUGUUUGGAACUUUCCUAUGCACACAAGGGUGGGUUAAUUAUCGAUUCACCGUACAUCGAAUGUGUAGUUGUCACCUCGUUUGAUCCAUAGGAGUGGAUCUGAUUUGGGGUGUCCUGUGAAAACCACUGAUGUGUUAACUCUUGCCUGGGUGUGGUGUGGUAAUUCACUUGAAGACGAAACCCAUAGUGACAAGUCACUUUCGGUGAUAAAUCGUAUGAGAGUUUGGAACGACGACAAAUAAAAUCUACAGCGACUGUUCUCUCGUUUUUCCACCAUGGAACCUGUGGAAUUCAACAUAAUUGCCUUCUCUCAACAUUUACCCUGGAUUACAAAUAUCUCUCUCAUCACCUAUUCCAUGGAUGAACUGCACUUUCAUACUGUACCAUCCCAAUACUCCAAGCCUUGUUUCCCCCGAGCUCAAUAGUUUGGGAGUUUUAUUUAAACACAUAUAUACACAUAACACUGUUAACUUUUGUUUAUCUUGCUUUAGUUACUAUAUUACAAGUAGAUUCUAAUACAGAUAGUUUUAAGAUCAAAAACAGACUCCAGGUAUAGUCUAUUGCUGCUGGUUCGUUUCUAAAACGUUAUGAUUCGUAACAAAAUUGGGGCCUGCAUCCAGUAUAUGAACAGAUUUGGGGGUGUAUUCAUUCAUUAUCAAUUUCAUCCCUUUUCAUUUAUUGGUGUGUGGAAAAUCAGCAGCAAUGGAUGCUGAUAGAUGUCUGGAAGCACCAACCUCUGAGGCAUUAGAGGGCGUCAGAAGGAUUGAGUUGUUGAGUCUUGCUAGAAGGUUAAAACUUGCUAUGUUGAAAUUGACAAUGAGGAGGGCACGGAUGCAGAGGGUGAUAGCUGAACAUUAUGAAUUUGAGGGUGUGUUUAAAGUGGAGGAGUUGGAGGUGUUUCCUGAAAGUAAACCUAGUGAGCUUGAGCUCCAGUACAAGUGAGAAAAAUUAAAGCUGGAGGCUGUGGAAAGGCAGAGGCAGUUUGAGGCUUGAGAAGCAGAAAAACAGAGAAGAGGCAGAAAAAUAGAGGGAGGAAACAGAAAGACAGAGGCUAUUCGAGCUGGAAAAGAUAAAGAGGUUGCAGCAAAGGAGUCCAGCGUUGGUCUCUGGUGAUAAAUUUGAGGCCAGUUGGGAAGUUAAAUUGGUCCCUCAAUUUGACGAGGCCGACAUUGAUAAAUACUUGCAGCAUUUUGAAAAGGUUGCUCAGAGUUUAAAGUGGCCAGAAGAGGUUUGGCUUAUUCUCUUACAAAGUGUAAUUCAGGGGAAGGCUCAGCAAGCCUAUUCUGCUUUGAUUGUUGAUGAAGCAGCUGAUUGUGACAUAGUGAAACAGGCUGUGCUCAAAGCUUAUGAGUUUGUCCCAGAAUCAUACAGGCAAAAGUUUAGAAAUUUGAGGAAAUCUGUGAACCAGACUUUUAUGGAUUUUGCUUAUGAGAAGUCUGUGUGUUUUGACCGCUGGUGCACAUAUAAAAAUGUGAAUGAUAAUUUUAACUGCUUGAAAGAAUUGGUUUUAAUUGAAGAAUUCUAAAGGUGCGUCCCUGAUGACACAAAGACAUAUUUAGAUGAAAAAGAUGCUGCCACUUUGCAGGACUCUGCUAGAUUAGCAGAUGAGUUUGCUCUAACUCAUAAGGUUAAGUUUAUCCCGAAUAACAGCUUCCAAAAGAGUAGCAGGGAUCACCAGGGUAAACCAGAAAUUAAAGCUGGGACUAGUGACAAGAGUAAGGAUGAAGGGAAACAGUUGAAGGAGAAAUACGCUGGUCUUACUUGUUACUAUUGUAAGAAAGCUGGUCAUGUGAUGGCUGAUUGUUCUGUCCUGAAGAUGAAAAAGGAAAAGGAGGCAGUCCCGAAUGCCUGUGAUCAGUCUGUUGAAGCACCUGUAAACCCACAGGGUUCUGAACAUUCUGUUUGCUUAGUUAAGGUCUGAGAGGUCUGACCAAGUUAAGAAAGUGUUCGAUCAUUUUAUGUCAGAUGGAUUUUUAUUAGUAAAGGAAGGGUGAACCAUAUUUCCAGUGAAAAUUUUUCGAGAUACUGCGGCUUCUCAGUCACUUAUAUUAGACAGCAUUCUAAAGUUUGGUGAUGAGACUAACACUGGUGAGGUAAAUCUUAUUAAAGUCAUUGGGGGCGGCAUGGUUUCCAUGCCAUUGCACAAGGUACCUUUACUGUCAGGGUUGGUUUCAGGACCUGUUGAGAUCGGAUUAUGCUCCAGUUUACCAGUGGAAGAUGUCACUUUGCUGUUAGGGAAUGACCUGGCCGAUGGUAAAGUUGUUCCUGCAGUGCAGUUAACAACUAACCCAACCACUGACGACCCACAGAUGGAUUUUAACAUUUAUCCUUCCUGCACAGGAACUCGAAGUAUGGCUAAAAUGUCUGCCGAUGCGGGAGAGCUUACAGCAGAACAGAACCUAGACCCUGAGAUUGAAGCUUUAAAAGAAACAGCUCUCGCAGAUGAUGAGAUUAAGAAAGUGCCAGCAGGGUAUUAUUUCAAGGAUGGUGUGUUAAUGCGGAAGUGGAGGCCACCUGCUAUGCCAGCAAGUGAGGAAUGGGCAAUUGUUCACCAAGUUAUAGUUCCUUAAGUUUAUAGGGCUGAAAUUUUAACUUUGGCCCACAGUAUACCCUUAGGUGGCCAUUUUGGAGUGAAUAAAACGGUAAACAGGAUUAGGAAAUAAUUCUACUGGCCUAAUCUGUGGAAAGAUGUUACGAGCUUUUGCAGAACCUGUCACACUUGUCAAGUUGUGGGUAAACCUGAUCAGGUCACCCCAGUGCCCCACUGUGGUCUAUACCUGCAUUUGGUGAACCCUUUUCAAAAUUUAUAGUGGAUUGUGUUGACCCAUUGCCAAAGACUAAAGCUGGCCAUCAAUAUCUGCUAACUAUUAUGUGUACUGCAUCCAGAUUCCCAGAGGCAAUACCUCACAGAAAUGUUAAAGCUAAAUUGUGGCGAAGGCUCUUACCAAGUUUUCUACAUUUUCUGCUUUGCCUGAAGAAAUCCAGUCUGAUCAAGGACGUGAUUUUACAUCUGGAUUAUUCCAGCAGGUAGUUUAUGAACUGGGAGCUGAACAAUCUGCUUCAUCUGCAUACCAUCCAGAAUCACAAGGGGCUUUAGAAAAAUUUCAUUCUACCCUCAAAACAAUGAUUAUGACAUUAAAAUGUUGAAAAUGGAAAAGACUGGGAUGAAGGUAUACAUUUGUUUUUGUUUGCAGUAAGAGAGUCUGUACAGAGAUCACUGGGCUUUAGUCCAUUUGAACUUGUAUUUGGUCAGAGAGUGAGGGGACCUUUGACCUUGUUAAAGGAACAGUGGAUUGAUGGGGAUGUACAUGUUAACUUGUUAGACUAUGUUUAGAAGUUCAGAAAUAAACUACAUCAAGCCUGUAGUCUAUUGAGACAAAACCUAAAGAUUUCUCAAAACAAAAUGAAGUGUUGGUUUGAUAAGCGGGCUUGCAAAAGAAAAUAAGGUGCUUGCCUUAUCUCCAAUGUUGACAAAUCCACUUCUGGCGAAAUUCAACAGACUGUAUGAAAUAGUCUCUCAAAUUAAUGAUGUGAAUUAUGUUAUUAAAACGCCCGACUGACAUAAACUAACAC